GGGAGGCGGCGGGAGCCAGGAACCCCAUGCGAGCCAGCGGAGCCCGGGAUGGCUUCGGCUGGAGGCGGCGACUGCGAGGGCGCCGCGCCGGAGGCGGACCGCCCUCAUCACCGGCCCUUCCUGAUCGGGGUGAGCGGCGGCACCGCGAGCGGGAAGUCCACUGUGUGUGAGAAGAUCAUGGAGCUGCUGGGCCAGAACGAAGUGGACCACCGGCAGCGGAAGCUGGUCAUCCUGAGUCAAGACAGGUUCUACAAGGUCCUGACCCCAGAACAGAAGGCCAAGGCACUGAAGGGACAGUACAAUUUCGACCACCCAGAUGCUUUUGAUAACGAUUUGAUGCACAGGACUCUGAAAAACAUCGUGGAGGGCAAAACUGUCGAGGUCCCAACUUACGAUUUUGUGACCCAUUCAAGGUUAGCAGAGACCACGGUGGUCUACCCCGCAGACGUGGUCCUGUUCGAGGGCAUCCUGGUGUUCUAUAGUCAGGAGGUCCGGGACAUGUUCCACCUGCGCCUUUUUGUGGACACAGACUCUGACGUCAGGCUGUCAAGAAGAGUUCUCCGGGACGUGCAGCGCGGGAGGGACCUGGAGCAGAUCCUGACCCAGUACACCACCUUCGUCAAACCGGCCUUCGAGGAGUUCUGCCUGCCGGUACCCUCCCGCUUGCUUGGGGACCUCCUUUUCUCCCUUUUCAAGAGGACCCCUGGCGCCCUGUACCACCAAGAAGUACGCAGACGUGAUAAUCCCUCGAGGGGUCGACAACAUGGUGGCCAUCAACCUGAUCGUGCAGCACAUCCAGGACAUCCUGAGCGGCGACCUCUGCAAAUGGCAGCGAGGGUCCAAUGGGCGGAGCUACAAGAGGACAUUUCCUGAGCCGGGAGACCGUCCUGGGGUGCUGACCGCUGGCAAGCGAUCGCACUUGGAGUCCAGCAGCAGACCCCACUGAGGAGCGGGGUGCUCAGCCUCCUGGGCAGGACCCCUAGCAGACUGUGUUCAGGGUCAGGCCCAGAGAUACCCGCCCCACCCCCCUAAAACGCCACCACUGCUUCCUCUGGGCGCCAUACGGUCCGGACAGGAUGGGCGGGGAUCGCGGGGGUCCUCACUGCACCUGUCGACUCGACGGGAUGUUGGCACGCCCUCGACAUCUUCACCUGCUUCCGCACAUUAGAGGGUUAAAAGUCCAAGUUACUGAGAAAUGCUCCAGAAUGUGUGGUGAGCCAGUCACGUCUUUUGGGAACACAGAGCACACGGCCUGGCUGCUGUGGCUGUCCCAGCGUGUGUUUGACAGGAACCCACGGCGAGAGGGACUUUCUCUAGGACGAUCUGGUUCCCGGGCACAUGCGACGGAGACAGGUCGAGAAAAGAGUACUUCCCCUCUCUAGGUGUUACAUGUGUGACUGUUUCGUUAUUUAUUCUGCCAUGUGAGUUGUGACCCAGUAACCGAGUUUCGUGCUCCAACCCCCCUGCCGCCAUGGGGUGCGAUCCAGCGGGGCACACCCCCUUCUAGGAGCCAGAGAGCUUUCCUUCCUCCUGGGCUGUGCGCCAAGGAAGGAGUCCCGGGAACAAGCCUUUCCUUAACCAGCAGCCAACACAGGAGACGACACGUGCUCACCCAGGCCGAGCCCGGCUCCACAGGUGGGGCAGGGGGGGCGCAGGCUGGUGCCCCGUGUCUCCACACCGUCCUGCUCAGGAGCCACCUGGGGCCCGGGUGCUGAGUGGACAGGCCUUCCCUGGGGUAGCCCGGGGCCCCAUCCAGGGCCCAGCGUCCAAUGCCAGCCAGUCCCCUCGCAAUGCCCCACAUCCCCUGACUGCACCAGGCCUGCGGCCGGAGUCGUCCUGGUUUGUCUUCCCUUCCGUUUGUUUAGAAGUGACGCCUUCCCCUGGCGAAGGGCUAAGCUGCGCAGACACUCCCGGUUUCCCUCCAUCAAGCACUGAGUGUAGCUACACAGGACCCCAGUUGAGCUUGGCCGUGGCUGCUUCCUGAUGACCGUGUGACAGUCUCGUCAAGCUUACUGUGCCCUUUUGGAGAAUCAGUAAAUAAUACCAAAUGCCAAUA
Molecule: messenger RNA, 2056 nt
Organism: Neogale vison (American mink)
Lineage: Eukaryota; Metazoa; Chordata; Mammalia; Carnivora; Mustelidae
Gene: UCK1
Product: uridine-cytidine kinase 1
Exons: 7
Coding region: 49-873 (274 amino acids)
Cellular component (GO): cytoplasm; cytosol
Molecular function (GO): kinase activity; ATP binding
Source: RefSeq, a predicted model, not a curated record